Molecule: messenger RNA, 2528 nt
Organism: Conger conger (European conger)
Lineage: Eukaryota; Metazoa; Chordata; Actinopteri; Anguilliformes; Congridae
Exons: 7
Coding region: 128-1522 (464 amino acids)
Biological process (GO): positive regulation of ERK1 and ERK2 cascade; T cell activation; interleukin-15-mediated signaling pathway
Cellular component (GO): membrane raft; external side of plasma membrane
Molecular function (GO): protein tyrosine kinase binding; MHC class II protein binding
Source: RefSeq, a predicted model, not a curated record
AUACCGUGGAAAGAAGCUUCACACCAGUAAUCAGAAGGGCUGUGUAGGGCAGAAGUUAGACACCAGUAAGAAGGCUGUGUAGAGCAGAAGUUAGGCACCAGUAAGAAGCCUGUAUAGGGCAGAAACCAUGGGGAUGGUACAGUGGUGGACCCUACUCUGGAUAUCAUGGUACUGUCACACACUUUCAGCUGAGGUGUUAGUGCAGUACAAAUACUUCGUUCCUGGGCAGAGAAAAGACAUCUCUCUACAAGCCCCCGCUGAGCCCAAAGGGACAGAAUUCAUCUGGGAGUGGACACCACAUGAUGGAAGCAAUAAAAGACUCAUAAUAACUAUACAGUCCAAUGGAGACUUUGUGAGGAAUUCAUUGUUUUUUUCUAUUUCAAAGGAAAGCAAGUAUGGCAUUCGUCUGGAAUCACAGUCAGAGAUUGCAGGGGUUUUUACUUUUAUUCAAACUAAACCAGAGAACGUCAACUUGGCCCAGAUUAUAGUGUCUGCUGUAAAAGUGACUCAAUCGCCCAGGUCCAUAAUAAAUGAAGGUUCUGAUGUGGCCUUGAGCUGUGAGGUAUCCCACCUUCCAGAUUCAGCUACACUGGCCUGGGAACGGGACAGAGAACCCACUGCUAACACAACGCUGCUCUACAACAACACUGCCCACAUCAUCAUCCACAGUGCUGAGCAGUACAGUGCGGGAUCAUAUAACUGUACACUCCGACGGAACGGAUCGCUUAUUUUCAGCGUUCCCCAUACAUUUAGAGUCAAUGAGGGUACAUUCAGGACACACCCCACUCUGUACAGAGGGAGUUUGAAUGGCAGUGAGUUGGUGCUAAUCUGCCAUUCUCACAGCUCAUGGGAUAAAGCUGAGUGGUAUUGGACCCCACUGUCUCAGUCCUCAAUCCUUCUGAUCUCAGCUGAUAAACACAAGGAUGUGUCAGUUUCCAUGGAGACAGAUAAAGAAAGAUUCUCAUUUGAUGUCUAUGAUGGGUAUAAGUUUCCUCUGAGAAUCUCACCAGUGAAGUUUGGCGACAGUGGAGGGUACACCUGUUAUUAUGAUGGACAGACGUACAGUACAGUAACUCUGGUAACUAUUUGGGUCUCUGCAGAGCCCCCUGGUGGUCUUUCCAGGAAUCAGUCAGUUGUGCUGAACUGUGAGAUAUCGCAGGGGAUCGACAAUGUGACCCUGGCCUGGCUCCGGAUGAAGGGGGGCAGGGGGGAGCUCGUAAAACAGGAGGUCCUGACAAAGAGAACCCCAAAAAUGAUGCUCAGCCUCACCCUGCCCAGCCUCACUGAAGACCAGCUACACUGGGCCUGUGUGGUGUUCACAGGGAGCGUGCUCAGAGCACAGGUUCCCCUGCACCUCACGCUGCCAACAACGCACAUCAAGCAAGGGUGGAGCACUGAGACAGUGGUCAGGGUGGUGAUUGUAGCGCUGGCCACCCUGGGGAUGCUAUUGGUUCUGAGGUGGUACUGGUCCUGGACGAGACUCCAUGCAAGUGAACCUGAGUCAGCCCAGCCUGAGGAGUGACCAGAGCAGCAAAGCCCUGCAGGACCAAUGCAAUGGUGAGCCUCCCUCCAAUGUACAGCUCUCACUGACAAACACAGAUUAGUCUCUAAACUGUGCAGAGUGAUCUGGAAAUACUCGCAAGAUUAAAUUUAAACUCAAAGUUCCUGCAAUGCAAACCACAGAGGAAGUGUACCUCGGCUGCCAACACAACUUAAUGAACGACAAAGGAACUCACACUCCAGUAUCAGAAUAAAGAUACUCUGAUUUGAAUGUGUUUUGUUAAGACAUAAAGGGCAAAGAAUAUAUAGAAAAAUGUUGUUUUAAAGAACCAAUAUCAGUGUUUGUCAAGACCGUCUCCCCUUUCCCACGUCCUUAGCCAAAGGGCUGAUCAGCAGGAACAGGUAGAAUUGUGUCGUCUCUCCUGUUUGAUGCUGCGAUGCAUCCUGCCAACCUAACAUAUUGAUGAGCCACCAAACACAACCUGCGUCUGCGUAUUCCAUCUCAACGCGAUUCACAGAUUGUACUGUUAUAAAUCUUUCAUUUCAUGAAAAAACAUUCAUGUAGCACGUUUUCCAGAUGACACUGUCACACAGCAGUUUUUCAGAGGUUCAGAGUUUUUUGUUUUUUUUUAGCUAUGUAAGCUGUUUAUUGUUCAUAUGGAAGUAUAUACCCUAUUGCUUUGCACUGUAUAAACAUUUUCCGUCAAUAUUAAUCAAAUGAAUCAAAUAGGCUCUCGUCCUUAUCUUUUUUGUACAAUUAGCAAUUGACAUUGUACUUUCAGUGCACUUCCUGGUUAUUGCUAUGCACUUUGCACUUUGUAGCACCUCCUCUGGGUAAGAGCAUCUGCCAAAUGCCAAUAGUGGAAUGUAGGAUAAUUUUUCUAUUCCUUCACUGAUUGUGUUUUCAGUUUUUUUUUUAAUGUAAAAUAACUGCUUGUUUUUAACCAUUUAAUUUGGUGAGUUUAUUUUCUAUUGGAUGGAAAUAGAAACCAUCUACAAAAACUUUAUAAUAAAAAAUAUUUUCAUGA